Colletotrichum navitas is the source of this 363-nucleotide messenger RNA. RefSeq lists its product as uncharacterized. Lineage: Eukaryota; Fungi; Ascomycota; Sordariomycetes; Glomerellales; Glomerellaceae. The record is from RefSeq and is a predicted model, not a curated record. Bases 24 to 326 code for a protein of 100 amino acids. The transcript has a single exon.
CUGGAACAGGAGGCGUCUAUGGGAUGUCGGUUGCGAUGUGUCUCUUAGCAUAUCAUACGAGACGAUCCUUCAUUUCAACCACAGGUGGAUGGCGAUUCGUGAUCAUGGCCUCAUUUCUACGACCGAAACCUUCGAAACGUGGCUGGCUGAAAUGCCAGCCGAAACUAUCUCACUCACUGAGUUGCAAUGUUUCGGUGUCCUGUCACUCGCAUCCUUCGACUGAAGCGCCAUUACGGUGGCUUUUGACGAAUUCAGCGACAGUGUUUUCCGUGGUUUGUCAGCCAGAGAAGUCAUCGACAGCAUCUUCUCAUCGGUACUUAUUGUGAAGACAGGCCCUCUCUGAUAUCCGCAUUCUAUGCUAUA